AGCAGAUUUGCGGGGCUGGAACUCCCGAUACGCCUCCCGCUGAUAUCGGGGAGCCGAACUCGAGCCCGAACUCGUGUCGACUUUCACCAGGCCCGUUUUCGUGCAUGGCCGCCAGUAGUGACAGCAGCCGAUACCUCCAUGGAAACCGGCACCCACUACGCCAUUGUAAUUGUCGCGAUUGGCUUCAAGAGGAAACCUCAUGCUGCCGAUGUCGCCAAGGCGUCGGGCGAUGCAAUGCGGUAUGCUAGGGAAUAUGCGGUGGGGAAUGGGGGCACGUCUGGUUCGCCUCGGGUCCAGCUUGGCCCAGGUUCGACCGACUGCGUUUGUGAAAAUGCAGUUCCGCCAUGCUGCGAGAAACAGCGUCAAUCAAGCCGCGAAAUCCGCAGUUUCCCGAAGGUGUCCGUCCAUUCAAAGCGCUCCGAGCCAGGCUCUAGAUUCCCGGCUACCUUGUACGAGGGUCGUAAGAACUCGAGGCUAGUACGAGGCUCGUACGAUUGCGAGCUGGUAUGGCGUGGGAUCUCUAGGCGUUGUUUUCUUGAGGCGCCGCAGGAAUUAUCCUGGCUACCUAGAACGAGGCUCGUAGGAAUACGAGGCUGGUAUCAAGUGGCACGACUUAACGAUACCGCUCCCCGCGGUAUGCAUCGUGUCGACUUGGAGGCGCCUGACUGAAGGUAUCAACCGCCUUUAACACCCCCCGAGGUCGCUUCAGUCUACUCCAUCGUCUCCCGAGGUUCCCCCCCUGCUGAUCUCCAAGUGAUUUUUCCCCCUCUUCUUUAUCGACUCGCCUCGUCGAAUCGCUUCCACUAUAUUAUAGAGUUUCUGGCUUCUCACAUCCAAGUGGUCUGCACUGCUCGUCGCCAGUCCUUGUCAGAGGUCUGUCGCUGCCCGAAUCUUAACCUUCCGCAGUGUAUCAACCAGGCUGCUACUUGCUCGUCUCACCGCGUGCUCGUGUGUGCCGGCCAUCGGUUGUCCCACCAUCGGCCGUGCCACCGUCUGCUAGGAUUCGCCUGUUGUCCGUUUAAGGCGGGAAGGAGCGCGCCAUGGGCUUCCUCACCCUCCUCGUCGUGUUCUGCGCUUUGUCAUCCGCGUGCGCCCAGCAGCCCACCCCACCCGGCCCUCUUCCAGGAGCAGGGGGGGGUGGGGCGGCAGGGGGAGGAGGGCCUGCCGGAGGAGCAGCAGGGGGAGUGCCGGUACCAGCAGGGGGAGGCGCAGCAACUGGGGGAGGCGCAGCACCAGGGGGAGGCGCAGCACCAGGGGGAGGCGCAGCAACUGGGGGAGGCGCAGCACCAGGGGGAGGUGCAGCGCCAGGGGGAGGCGCAGUUCCAGGGGGAGGCGCAGCUCCAGGGGGGGGCGCAGCACCAGGGGGGGGGGCAGUACCAGGGGGAGGCGCAGCGCCAGGGGGGGCCGCAGCGCCAGGGGGGGGCACAGCGCCAGGGGGAGGCGCAGCACCAGGGGGAGGCGCAGCACCAGGGGGAGGCGCAGCCCCAGGGGGAGGCGCAGCCCCAGAGGGAGGCGCAGCGCCAGGGGGAGGCGCAGUGCCAGGGGGGAGCGCUGCACCAGGGGGAGGAGGACCAGCAGGAAGUGGGGCAGCAGGAGGGGGAGGCCCUGGGGGCGCGGGGCCUGUGCCAGCAGCAGGGGGGGGGCUUGGGGGACCUGAGGCAGCAGUGGAAGGCAGGCCGGGGGGUCCAGGAGGAGCGGCAGACAAGAACAAAAAGAAGCUUCCACGAAUGCUGCAGCAGGGGCAGGGUGGAGGGCCGGGCGGAGCUGACCUAGGGGAUCUCUAUGCCCAUCUAGAGGCUGAGCUGGAAGGUCAGAACAAUGAUGACAUCGAAGGGGAGAUCCACGUCAUCGCCUUCCGCACCACGGGCGGUGCUUUCAACGUGCUCUACAUUCUGACUGUCAACCAGCUCCCUGACCAGACACCCCCCGCCAACGCCACCAUCACCAGCCGCAGCAACAGCUCCGUGCUGCUCACCUUCCCCGCCACGUGGCGCGAAUCCACUGGCCAGCCGGGCUUCAAGCAGAACGACAAGGACAAUGACAAUGACAAUGAUUGCCCCAGCGGCACGUGCUACAGCUACGCGGCAACGGGUUAUUGGGCGAACGUGAAUCCCCCGGUGGCUGAUCUGGUGAAUGCAAUGGUCGCAGAUGUGGAAUCGUACCGAGGCCAUGUGGGCCUGCCAUCGGGGGAGGAUGUGAGUGGGAAGUUUGAGCUCGAAUAGCCAGCCACGCUGCUGCUUCGGCGCUGCUUCGGUGCUGCGAGAGGCUUUGACACUGGUUUCAUGGACGGGCAGGGUGAGCUUGGUGAGUGCUCAGAGGGGAUGCAGGAUGCAGGAGGGGGGUUGUGUUCUGGGUGUUGGUGGGUGCUGAUGCUCGUGCUGCUGGUAUACGAUGUAUGCAGUUUAUAUGAGUAAUCAUAUAAAUCAGAGAGCUGUUU
Molecule: messenger RNA, 2437 nt
Organism: Closterium sp. NIES-67
Lineage: Eukaryota; Viridiplantae; Streptophyta; Zygnematophyceae; Desmidiales; Closteriaceae
Source: the annotation of a GenBank genome assembly